AUGGCGAAGAACGAUACAAACUUCAAGGCUGGAUCCUUGGUGUUCGCCAAACUUCGCGGCUUUCCGUAUUGGCCUGCUCGAGUUGAAUCGAAAGUCGAGGGCACUUACUACGUGUAUUUCUUUGGAACCCACGAAACGACGGCUCUUAAUAUGAGCAAUCUACUGCCCUUCAAUGAUGAGACGAAGAAAAAGUAUGGCAGAAUCAAGAGGAAGUUCUUCGCGGAAGCGAUGGAUACCAUUCAGAAAGAUCCCAAUUUCAAAGCUGAUUGCGUCUUCAACAUCCCUGGCACGACGGUGAAGAAAACGCCAGCCGUCAAACCGGCGACGACUCAGCGUAAACGCAAACCGGUUGAAUCGAUAACACAAGCGCCACCGAAAGCGCCGCGUGAUCCACCGAAAAGACGAUCCCCUCCUCCGGGGGGGCUGUCCGCGUCGAUCGCAAAACGCGAGCGUAAAGAGAGCAAGCGGGACUCUCAGGAGGCUGGAGGGACUAAGAAAACGAUCUCUACUGAUAAGAAAUCGGACGAGAUCCUCGUACCUAAUUCCUUCAAGAAAGACUCACAGGAGACGGCCUUCGACGCGGAGGACAGUUCGAAAAAAGGGAAAUCUACGCUCGAUGUCGUUGAACGUGCCGUUCCGGUUGUGUACGAGUAUCUGAACAGCGAGCGGUCUCUCGCGGAAAUGGGCCGCCUACCGCUCAUAAAAAGACGAGAGCCCCCGCGUGACGCUCCUGCAGCGUCGAAUGAGGACGCGGCCGCCUCGACUGCCGCAGCCGCUCCAACCGGGAAAAACGAGCAGGAAGCGUUUUCAUCUCCCAUCAAGAAACGUAAAUUGUCUCCCCCGAAAAAGGCUCCAGAACGCUAUCUCGAAGACGCACCGCAACGCAGGAAUUCCGUCCAGAAGAAGGAUGCCGUGGAUAUGAGAACUGCCGACGACUCUUCGUUGGAUACAUCAUCAAAGUCUACCACUGAGCCAAAAGCUGCGAAAAUCACGAAACGAUCCAGCGGAUCUCAAGCAGGGAAUAAGAGAAGCACCGAGAAAGUAAUCGAAUAUACCCCCGGGCAACUCGUCUUCGCGAAAGUCAAGGGAUAUCCAUUCUGGCCCGCCAGAGUCAACGGGAUUGCAUCGAAUGCGAAGCCGGUGAAAUACAACAUAUUUUUCUACGGUACCCACGAGCGAGCGAAAUUGACCGCGAAAGAUCUCCUCCCGGUGAACGCCGAGACGAAGGAGAGAUACGGGAAGCCCAACAAGCGGAGCCAGUUUUCUGAAGGUCUGGUUGAAAUGAAAUGCAACCAAUGGGUUGAAUAUCCCGGGAGCUUCGUCUCAUCGCAGCCAUCGGAGCCGAUCUCAUCAUCUACCGUGUCAACAACAAAUACGACAACCUCGGCGGCGGCGGCGGCAGCAGCAGCGACGGCAGCGAGCUCCGCUGCCCCGACGAGACCCGUCGUUGAAAGUUCGCCGACAAAAAUCGCUGGAUCAGCCCAGCAGGAGCCUCAGUUGCCGCCAGUGACGUUGGUGCCCCAGCUGAACGUGCAACUAACUUCGCCUCAUUCACCUCAAGGCUCAUCUCAGAAAACCGGUUCAGACAAAGAGGACUCGGACUCUUACUCGGACUCAUCUGAUAGCGUAGGUUGCUCGAGACCCGAAAUGGGCGAACAGUAUUGGCGGCUUCUAGGCAACAAGUAG
This is a messenger RNA of Galendromus occidentalis (western predatory mite), 1686 nucleotides long. RefSeq names its product hepatoma-derived growth factor-related protein 2-like. The record is from RefSeq and is a predicted model, not a curated record. Lineage: Eukaryota; Metazoa; Arthropoda; Arachnida; Mesostigmata; Phytoseiidae. The transcript is spliced from 8 exons. The coding region runs from base 1 to 1686 and encodes 561 amino acids.